Molecule: messenger RNA, 2538 nt
Organism: Elephantulus edwardii (Cape elephant shrew)
Lineage: Eukaryota; Metazoa; Chordata; Mammalia; Macroscelidea; Macroscelididae
Gene: FASTKD1
Product: FAST kinase domains 1
Exons: 14
Biological process (GO): regulation of mitochondrial mRNA stability; mitochondrial RNA processing
Cellular component (GO): ribonucleoprotein granule; mitochondrial matrix
Molecular function (GO): RNA binding
Source: RefSeq, a predicted model, not a curated record
AUGAAAAGAUAACCUUUUCUAAACAUCCUGCUCACAAAUAUGCAUCGUCUAAAAGCUGUUUAUCCAUUCUUAAGGAGAAGAUUUCCAUUCCAGCCCUCCAGUUGUGAACUUUUAGUUAGGCAGAUGAAUAACUGCACAGAUGAAACACAAAUAUUUGAUUUUAUUGAAAGAAACAAAGCCACACUUUCAGAAAAGCAAGUGGAAUGUGCAUUUACUAAACUUCGGGAGUUUAGAAAUCAGAGCACCAACUUCUUAAAAAAUAUUGAAUUUGUCAAAGGCCAUCCCCAAUUUCUUACUCUUUGUAAUAUAACUACAGAUAAACUAGAGUUAAUGAAUAAUGAUACACUGGUGAAUGUGUUAUACGUCUUGCAACAGUUUACUGUUGAGGCCCAUAAUCCUCUAGUUGGAGCAAUAGUGACUGAAUCAUGGAAAAGAUUGGAAAUGUUUGAUCUUAAGACAUUGUCAAAAUUUUCCACUUGCUUAGUAGAUCAACACUUGCGUUUUAGUCCACUAAUGGGAAAAAUAGCUGAAAUUCUAAACAGUAAAUUGGAAACAGUAGAGGACUUAAGGGCCUUAUCUGUAUUGAUGGUCAGCACAUCUUCUUUAAUAUCACAUCGUUUUCAAGAAAGAUUACUGAACAAAGCAGUGCUUCUUUUUGACACUGUAGAUCCUUCCCACGUCAACAUUUCAAGAAGAAUAGUACACUUUCUUCGAAAUAUUAAAUAUAACCAUUACCCACUCUUAGAGAGGUGCAACAAAGUAUUUUUAGGCAAUAUGAAGGAGCUUGAUUUGGAUACCAUUAGUAAAAUACUUAGUCUAUACCAGUCUCUACAGUUUCAUAGUUUUGAAUUUAUUAGAAUGGCUGAACAGAAGUUAAAGGAAAUGAUUCCUUUGUGUGAUGAUCCUGCUAGUUUUGUAAAAUUGUUUGUAGCACUGGGACCCAUUGCAAAGCCUGAGGAAAAGGAACAACUUAUAUCAACAAUGCUGUUGAUGUCAGAGGAGCUGACCAGCCACCAGGCCCUGGCAGUGUUGGGAUCACUGGAACAGAUGGAAAGUAGAAAUGCACAACUGGUUAAAAAAAUUGCUUCAAUUGUGCAUAAACAUUUGGAUGACUAUAAACCACUAGAGUUACUGAAAAUAACUCGAGCACUGAUUUUUCUGCGGUUUCAAAGCAAAGAUGUUUUUGUGAAACUCAAAGAAUUACUGCUUCGCAAAUUGAAGACUAGUGUCCUGCCUUCUGAGAUUUCCAUCUUGGUCAAUAUCAUUUCCAUGCUGCCUUCUCCUCACCUAGAUGAAGCAAGGGUAUCUCAAAUUGAAGCUGUUUUACCACAGUGUGACCUCAUUUCUCUGAAUAGCUUUGGCACAUCUGUUUUAAGAUUGAUUCCAUAUCAUGCGUAUUUGGAUAAUAUUUCUGGAAAACAACUGAAACUCCUUCAGAAAUUAGAUCAGUAUGGACGCCAGAGGCUUCAAGAAAGCAACAGUUUGAAUGUGUUGUGGGAGGAACUUAAACUUUUAAAUGGAGACUGGUUUGUUGAAUCACUGCUUGAAGAUGCAAUUGCUACUCUACAGCGGAUGAUUGAUGAAAUUAAUUUCACAAAUAUUGCAGAAAUUGCAGCUUUUAUUUCCAAAAAUAGCUACCUCAGUACUUUGCUGCUUGAUAAAAUAGCCUCAGUGACCAUUCAGCAGAUUGAAAAGAUCCACCCUUUUUCAAUCUUUGCUAUUAUUCUUCCGUUCAGCACCCUGAACUAUAAUCCACCUCAGAGGGAUGAAUUCUUGGGAACUUGUGUUCAACAUAUUAAUUCUUACCUAAGCAUCUUGGAUCCUCUCAUAUUGGUGUUUAUUGGUUAUUCUUUGGCCACCCUGGAAUAUUUUCCAGAAGAUCUGCUGAAAGCAAUUUUUAACAUCAAAUUCUUAUCCAGAUUGGAUUCUCAACUUGAACAUGUAUCUACAUCUUUAAGUAAGAGGACCCAGCUGCGUCUUUUGGAAUUGAACAGAGCAGUCAGCUUAGAAUGCCCUGAAUUUCAGAUUCCAUGGUUUCACGACCACUUCUGUCAACAGCUAUUUUAUAAAAAAGAUACCAGAAUCUUGAGUGGAGCACAACAACAGAUGCAUAAAAUGCUAGCAGAAGUCCUAGGAGGAAUCAAUUAUGUAAAAACGUUCGCUCAUACACCUUAUUACUACACAGUAGAUUUUGAGUGUGUCUUAGAUAAAAGAAAAAAGCCUGUUUCUUAUGGAAGCAAUAAUAUAGUUUUGGGGAGAGAAUCACAUGGCCACUGGCAAGCAAAUACCCAAAUAGUUGGACCAAAGCUGCCACCAGAAACUGAAAGGAUUGCUGUGUUAUUUUGGGAUUCAAGAGCGUUUUGUAGAAACAUCCCUCACUUAAAGGGAAAUUCUACCAUGAAAAUAAGACACUUGGAAAUUCUGGGCUAUCGUGUAAUUCAGAUUCCACAUUAUGAAUGGAACUCAAUGGCACUGUCAACAAAGGAUGCUCAGAUGGACUACCUGAGAGAGCGCAUAUUUGGCAAAGGCAAAUCAUGA